AUGGCCGCCAUGGUUUUUGUUGUAUCCGCUUUUGCCGUUUUGGUACAGGGUAUCUCAGCUCAGUGCAUCGGCAAUGCAUUCCUAGCAGAAGCAGGUAGCCCGUUCGGCUACCCUAAUGGCCCAGCAUAUGGAGCUCCCUAUGGCGUCUACGGAGAAAGAGCAGUAGCCCCAACGAGCGGAGCGGCCCAUGCGGCUGGCGUAGCUCCUGGAAGAUUUGGUUAUGGAGCUGGUAUGGCUGCACCAGGUUUUGCUGCCCCUGGUUUUGGUUAUAAUGGCUUUGGAGCUGUUUAUUAA
Molecule: messenger RNA, 294 nt
Organism: Arctia plantaginis
Lineage: Eukaryota; Metazoa; Arthropoda; Insecta; Lepidoptera; Erebidae
Source: the annotation of a GenBank genome assembly